AUGGGUCAACAUUACGUCGACCUCAGUUGUACUUCAAUAACACCAGAAUGUCCUGUUGUAAACACCAUCUACGGGUACUAUCCUUCGCUACCCCUCAAUGCCUUCUUUGUCGCCUUCUUCUCGGUCUUUGCAAUCAAGAACGCGAUCUAUGGCAUCUACUUCAAGACGUACUUCUUUGCUUAUGUCAUGACUGUGGGUUGUAUUUCUGAAGCCAUUGGAUAUGGGGGUAGGAUCAUGAUGCACAAGAAUCCAUUCGAUGAGAUCGGGUUUCGGAUGCAGAUCUCCUGCCUCAUUUUCGCACCCGCAUUCGUCAACGCUGCUAUCUACAUCACCCUGAAGCACAUAGUCAUGUUCUUCGGAACUGCAAAGUCUCGAUUGGCACCCGGAUGGUAUACCUGGAUUUUCAUUACUUGCGAUUUCACAUCUCUCAUGCUUCAAGCCGUCGGAGGGGGAUUGGCAGGAGGUGCUGGGCAGGACGCUGCACUGAGGGCCAAAGGGACAAAUACCAUGCUAGCCGGAAUAGUGUUCCAGGUUGCGACACUGAUCAUUUUUGGGUAUCUGGCACUCGAGUAUGUCGUGCGCACAAGACGCUCGUGGGGGACAGUGUCGCCUGGCGCAAGAAAGUUCGCCCAGAAGACUUCGUUCAAACUGUUCGCCGCCGGCAUCGUCAUUGCCUUUGUCACAAUUUUCACCAGAUGCGUGUACCGAAUUGCCGAAAUAGUUGGGGGAUGGGCCAAUCCUAUCAUGCGAAAUGAAGUUGAAUACGUUGUUCUAGAAGGCUUCAUGAUCGUCAUUUCAACUCUCGCGCUGACGACAUUCCAUCCGGGAUAUUGUUUCCCAUUCAUUGGAAACGUUCAUCGUUACCAGUUGGAGGCAAUUGAGAGCAUUCCAGAGAGAACUCCUAGAACUCACUUCAGAGACCGUAUGAGAAAGAAGGAACAGGAGCACAUUACAGCUCUGUAG
Messenger RNA from Cadophora gregata, 963 nucleotides. RefSeq lists its product as uncharacterized. The transcript is spliced from 2 exons. Lineage: Eukaryota; Fungi; Ascomycota; Leotiomycetes; Helotiales; Ploettnerulaceae. Bases 1 to 963 code for a protein of 320 amino acids. The record is from RefSeq and is a predicted model, not a curated record. Gene Ontology annotation, cellular component: fungal-type vacuole; plasma membrane.